AUGGCAAGAAGAAAUGUUCUCAUUACAGGUUGCUCCUCAGGAAUUGGACUGGCAUUAGCUGAAAAAAUGGCAAAAGAUGAACAGAAAAGAUUUAAAGUGUAUGCCACAAUGCGGAAUCUGGCUAAGAAAGAGCCACUUGAGGAAGCUGCAGGUCGCAGGCUGGGCAAAACCCUCGAAAUUAAACAACUGGAUGUCUGUGAUGAACAGUCUAUUAAAGCUUGUGUGAAUAGUAUCCCUGACAGAAGGAUUGAUGUCCUAGUUAGCAAUGCUGGAAUGGGACUCAUUGGACCUAUAGAAUGUCAGACCAUAGAUGAAAUGAAAACUGUGAUGGAUACCAACUUCUUCGGACUGGUUCGACUCCUGAAGGAGAUUUUGCCUGACAUGAAGAGGAGAAAGAGCGGGCAUAUAGUUAUAAUAAGCAGUGUUAUGGGAAUACAAGGUAUCUUAUUUAAUGAUGUUUAUGCUGCAUCUAAGUUUGCUGUGGAAGGAUUCUGCGAGAGUUUAGCUAUACAAGCACUCAAGUUCAAACUGCAGUUAAGUCUGAUUGAACCAGGCCCAGUAGUUACAGAGUUUGAAAGAAAAGUGUUUGAAGAUGGAAUGAAAAUGGAUCUUUCAGCUGCAGAUGAGGAAACAGCUGAGAUGUUUACUAAUAUUUACCUUAAAAAUUACAAACAAAUUUUCCAGAGCCUGGGACAAAGUGCUGAAGAUGUUGCAGAGCAUACAGUAAAGAUAAUUCUUGCAGAAAAUCCACCGUUUCGCCAUCAGACCAACACUUUGUAUACUCCGAUGACGACUCUGAAAUACGCAGAUCCAAACGGAGAUCUGCCCAUUGAUAUAUUCUACAAAAUGGUUUUUCAUCAUGACAAAAUCUUCAGUGCAAGUCUUAACUUUAUCAAGUUGCUAAGGUGGAGAAGUAGAAAGAGCUUUGACCUGGGAAAACCCUCACAAUAAAUAUAAGAUUAUAUAGUGCAAAUUGGAAUUACUUGUUGUAGCUAAUGAUAAUGCAGUAUGUUGUUACUCAAAUGCCUUUGCUCCGUAGUUGUGAAAAGGCAUUCAAGGUGUUUAUCUGAGCUUAGCUAAGAUAUUCAGCUCAAUGUGUUUAUCUUAAACUUUACAG
Gymnogyps californianus (California condor) is the source of this 1117-nucleotide messenger RNA. Its product is annotated as retinol dehydrogenase 8-like. Lineage: Eukaryota; Metazoa; Chordata; Aves; Accipitriformes; Cathartidae. Gene Ontology annotation, cellular component: cytoplasm. The coding region runs from base 1 to 951 and encodes 316 amino acids. Gene Ontology annotation, biological process: estrogen biosynthetic process. The transcript has 6 exons. Gene Ontology annotation, molecular function: estradiol 17-beta-dehydrogenase [NAD(P)+] activity. The record is from RefSeq and is a predicted model, not a curated record.